This is a messenger RNA of Phytophthora sojae, 1083 nucleotides long. RefSeq lists its product as hypothetical. NCBI's taxonomy places the organism in Eukaryota, Oomycota, Peronosporomycetes, Peronosporales, Peronosporaceae. The record is from RefSeq and is a predicted model, not a curated record. The transcript is spliced from 8 exons. Gene Ontology annotation, cellular component: Golgi apparatus; endoplasmic reticulum. Gene Ontology annotation, molecular function: protein-cysteine S-palmitoyltransferase activity. The coding region runs from base 1 to 1083 and encodes 360 amino acids. Gene Ontology annotation, biological process: peptidyl-L-cysteine S-palmitoylation; protein targeting to membrane.
AUGGGCGCCGCGCUCGUGCGAGUGCGGGACUAUGUCUUCUUCGAGCGGAACCCGCUCGUGCAGAUCAUUUACUUCGUGGCCAUGGGCUCGUGCUAUUUCCUGUACCUGCGCGAGGCUCACCCGCUCAUGCCGAACGACUACGUCGCCUGGUACCACAAGUGGCUGCCGAGCGUGCUGUUCGUGGCGGCGGUCGCGCUGUACCUCGUCAUGUGCACGAGCGACCCGGGCGUGAUCCGGCGCGACAACAUCCACGAGUUCACGCAGUACGCGAACCACCCGGUGAUGUUUCCCGAGGGGAAGUACUGCCGCACAUGCAAGACGCUGAAGUUGCCGCGCUCCAAGCAUUGCCGCAUGUGCAACCACUGCGUUGGGAGAUUCGAUCACCACUUACACCUUGUGCGAUGUGAAGUUUGGUUCAAUGGAUGUGUUGGAGAGAAGAACUACAAGUAUUUCCUCGCGUAUCUGCUGGUUCAGCUGGCUGCUUCCGUUGAAGGCUUUAUUGUCACAAGCGGAGCAUUCCUUGUCCAGGUACAACCAUUGCCACUCAAACAAACAAGAUGGUUCGCUGACAACAUUUUCCAUGAUCGCGGCUUGACCAUCAAUGACAUCGACCGAACAGAGGUGGCUAAGAUCAUGCAGUCACUGAUCGCGAACAACCAAGCUCUGGGUUUUGUCACUGCCAUGUGCCUCAUGACGAGUAUUAUCGUGUGGGUCUUCAUGCUGAUGCAACUGAAGCGCAUCGCUCAGAAUGAGACAGCGAACGAGUCGUUCAAGCGCGAAGACCUGCGCGAGGAAGCCGAGAUGGACGGCGAGACGUCAGGUCGACGGAUGUUCCGCUUUCUCUUCAAGCGGCUGCAAUUCAGAAAGCGACCGAAGCUGAGCGUGCCGCGUCGUGAGCAAAAGAGGACGUUGGAUGCGUCCUGGGGCGGACUGUUCUCUCCAGACUCCAUCAUGAACACUGAGGAGUCUUUCUCCGUCGAAGACGUCGACUACAACCCGUACAAGCUCGGUUCGUUCAAGGAGAACCUGCUCGACGCGUUGCACCUCCGUCGCAACGGUGAAAACAAACAGAAAACAAACUGA